GAUCAAGCUAUCUAAUAUCUACUAUAGGUACCUAUCUAGUAAUUUCUAUUGGGCCUUUCCCGGCCAUGAUAGUCUCAAACAAACAGUAUGGCUUGACAUCUAUCUGACCCCCUUCCUUACAUAAACCAAGCCCACUCUUGAUAGAACAACUCCGAAAUAUAAACUCAUUCUUAUCUCAUCUCAUCUCUCCUCCAACACUUGUUUAAUAGAAAAUGGCAACUCAAGAAAAGGCUCAAGAUCUCUGGGAACUAUCAGAACAAAAAUGCUAUGUCGCUCUGACUCACGAUCAUCUCAAUGCCCAGGCCAUCAUGGACCGGGUGCGCAGCCCCUCAGCUGGCGCAAUCGUGCUAUUUGCAGGUACCACUCGUGAUAACUUUGCAGGAAAGCCAGUGAAGGAACUACAAUACACAGCUUAUCACCCCAGAGCUCUCAAGUCCAUGAUGGCCAUUGCAAAGGACGUUCGCGAUAAGCAUGGUCUCCGCGGGGUAGCCAUGAUCCAUCGCCUCGGACCUGUACCUAUCGCAGAAGAGAGCAUACUAAUCGCCGUCUCGUCACCUCAUCGACAAGCGGCGUGGCGAGCUGGUGAAGAGGCGUUGGAAGAAUGCAAAUCCAAAGUUGAGGUUUGGAAACGUGAGGAGUUUGAAGGUGAGGGGGGGAUAUGGAGAGCAAACCGAGAUGGAGCUAUCGGACAGCGUGAAGAAAGCUGAUGCCAUUUCACGCAGAUUGGAAAUAAAAGGGAUAUUUAGGUAAUUCAUAUUCUUUUCUUAAGAUCAUCAAUAUUUAGACGCUACUAUUCUGUCUUGCAGGCAUGACGGAUCCCCUGGCCUCUAAACCACCAACGCUACCAUGCUCCGGGCGUCCCGCUAUCGCCAAACCUGAUUCCAAUAAUACACAGAAAACAUAUUUUUGACUCUAGAAACAUCAAGACUCUAUCUUUGGCGUUUCCUUCUCGUAGGCAGGCGGAGGUUCUCGUAUGAGCUCAAUGGGACAUCGGGGAGGGUAUUUGAUUCCGUGCGCU
This is a messenger RNA of Fusarium verticillioides 7600, 1018 nucleotides long. Its product is annotated as molybdopterin synthase catalytic subunit. Gene Ontology annotation, cellular component: cytosol. The transcript is spliced from 2 exons. The record is from RefSeq and is a predicted model, not a curated record. Gene Ontology annotation, molecular function: molybdopterin synthase activity. NCBI's taxonomy places the organism in Eukaryota, Fungi, Ascomycota, Sordariomycetes, Hypocreales, Nectriaceae. Gene Ontology annotation, biological process: Mo-molybdopterin cofactor biosynthetic process. The coding region runs from base 213 to 707 and encodes 164 amino acids.